AUGGAUCUCCCACAACCAAGUGGUGUGCCCACGAUCUUUGGGCCAGGCCAGGCCCCGCGAGCUGUGAAAGGAAAGGAUGCCCCGCAGGUGGCUAAAGCCACGCUGGAUGAAGCAAAGGAAGGGAGAGAGAGCGAGAAAGAGGAAAAAAGAGCUCCAAAGCCCGCUGCAUACCGACCUCCACCCAAGGAGGACACGAGAUCUACUUGCAGCACAGCAGCCACGGAGCCUGAUUCUGCCAAGCAGGUCCCAAAGCAGGAGGCUCCUGAAUCAGGAUUCAGCUCGCUGGAGGAAGCUGUGCCGGAGGGAAUGCCAGCGAUUGGUAGCGUGGUGCGCGUCUUUGGCCUGAAAUCAAUCCCAGAGCUAAAUGGCACGUUGGCUGAGGUGCUGAGACCUGCACCUCAGGAGCGUGUGGUGGUGCAAACCUCCAUUGGUGAGAAGGCUUUACGUUUGGGCAAUGUGGAUGGGCAACUGGCCGCCGUGGCACCCUGGGUAAAGCCGUCAGCAGCAGCCUUGGCGGUCUUCACUGUGCUGGCUCCUAUGGCUGGACGCCCCCUCAGUGUGGCCGCAGUACCUUUUCUGGCACUCUUGUGGGCGCUGGGAACGCUGGCAGCGUGCCUGUCCAUCUACAGACCCUGCUGGCGAUCCUGGUGCCUUCCAUCUCUGUCCAAUGUCUGUCAGCGUGCGCCCAACCGCAGUGUGCUGCGAGUUGGCUUUGCAGUUGCCGGUGUCAUGCUCAUGACCUCAAAUUGGCUCUACGGAGAGCUCGUGGUGCCGCAGAUCUUAGAUGGACCUUUGGAGCUUCCAGAGGAACCAGUGAUCGAAGUGCCGGCCUCCGAAGUUGAGGUUUGCGAGGCCAAUGAGACUGAGACUGAGAAUGGCACGUGCAGCACCAACAGCAGCAAUGCCACAGACCCCGUGGUGAAGAGGCUAAAGAUCCCUUCACCUGGGCUCAUCCAAGGCAGCUUGCGCUAUGGAUAUGUGGCAGCCUUUGCAUUCUCUCUUGCUGGCGUGUGCUUUUGUGGUCCUUGGUGGUCCACCUUAAUCCACGUCUUUGUGUCCAUUGCCUUCGCCGUUACGUGCUCCAUCCACACAUGGGCCAGCAGCACGUUGCUGACCAGUGAGCGGGGAAGGCCUUACGCUGAGCAGCUGGGGGAGCUGCAUGUGAUCGCCAAAUACCGCCAAAUGAUCAUGAACUUUUUGCCGCUAGUGGCCUUGGUGCCCAUAACGGUGUGCCAAAGCAGGAUGACGCAGCGACGCCCGCUUUCUGCCAUGUCUUUUUUGGAGACCUCGGGCAUUCUGUUGUUGGGCAAGGUGUCGCAGUGGGGCCUCAUGCUGACCUAUGUCCUUUAUGUCGGAAGCUAUGCGAUGGACUUCUGGGCUCUUUCAAGUCCUGAGCAACUGGAGGAAGAGCUCAUUUGA
Molecule: messenger RNA, 1419 nt
Organism: Durusdinium trenchii
Lineage: Eukaryota; Dinophyceae; Suessiales; Symbiodiniaceae
Source: the annotation of a GenBank genome assembly